AUGGACCGCACCACCUGGCUCGAUGGCCUCCGGGGCAUCGCAGCCGCCAUUGUCGCAACAGAUCACUACUUCAUGGGCGGCGUCCUCGAUAAUGCCUUUCUAUCCUACUGGGCAGAACCGCCCGAGCAGAAUCGGCGGCUAUACCAACUGCCACCGAUCCGCCUCCUUUUCGCCGCACACGCGAUGGUACCACUCUUCCUGGUGAUCUCGGGAUAUGCCAUCUCCAUCAACCUGCUGAAACUGCGAAAUGGCAACCCGGCCGACUUUGUGCGUCGAUUGUCUUCCGCGGUCACCCGCCGCAUCUUUCGCAUCUACCUACCCGUCUUUGUUGUGACGGUUAUUUCGCAGGUCCUGCUCUUUUGCAAUCUUUACCAUUGGAACUUUGGCGAUGAUGCGCUGUGGGGGCGAAGACCCUGGACUGCGCCGUGGUUGCAUAUCACCUUCGUCUUUCGCUAUAUGCUCGACAUCAUGAAUAUCAUCAACCUCCAAGGAAACCCAGGUCUAAAUGGCCAGCUCUGGACUAUGCCGCUGGAAUUCCGCGGGUCCUGCAUCGUUUAUAUUGCAGUUCUAGGGCUGGCCUUCUGGAGACCGCAGCUUAGACGCAUUGCGCUGGCAGCACUGACUGCGUAUUGGUUCUACUUUGGACAAUGGGACAUCUUCGGCUUUUUGUGCGGUCUCUAUCUCGCCGAGAUGCGAAUAUUGGCCGCAGGGUCGACGGACGAAGAGCCUAAUCUGCCUUUGCAUACCAAGGCCAUCUGGUCACCGGAUCUCAAUUUCCGAGGCAUCGACUUUGCCACGAUCCGAACGAUCUUCUGCUUCACCUUCGGCUUCUGGCUCAUCUGCCUAAGCGACGACGGCUUCCUACCACCAGGUUACCAAUUUCUCAAGUUUUUUGAAUCCUCCCGGUGGGAGAGUGACUGGGCAAUCAUCAGCAAAAUCUGGAAAACUGUUGGUUCGCUGCUGGUUGUCUACGCCAUUAGCAAAUCACCAAUGCUCCAACGCCCAUUGGAUACCCGCCCCAUCCAAUACCUGGGAAAAGUGUCGUUCUCGCUUUACCUGAUCCACCAGACUGUUUACCAUCUUGUGCGAGAUCCUGUCCGGGACUUCCUUUGGUAUGUGGCUACCAGGGAGCCAUACCCGGGUACUCUGGAGGCAAGCGAAUUUACAGUGCCCUUUGCCUUCUCGUGGCUUGUGGGAUUUGCCAUUUUGGCUGUCACUAAUAUCUACGUCGCGAAUCUGUAUACGAAAUAUGUUGAUGAGCGAUGCGUGCAGUUUGCGAAGAAGCUUGACAGGUGGAUUACACGGUAG
Molecule: messenger RNA, 1308 nt
Organism: Penicillium argentinense
Lineage: Eukaryota; Fungi; Ascomycota; Eurotiomycetes; Eurotiales; Aspergillaceae
Product: acyltransferase family protein
Exons: 1
Coding region: 1-1308 (435 amino acids)
Biological process (GO): polysaccharide biosynthetic process
Cellular component (GO): membrane
Molecular function (GO): acyltransferase activity, transferring groups other than amino-acyl groups
Source: RefSeq, a predicted model, not a curated record